Molecule: messenger RNA, 845 nt
Organism: Polypterus senegalus (gray bichir)
Lineage: Eukaryota; Metazoa; Chordata; Cladistia; Polypteriformes; Polypteridae
Product: platelet glycoprotein IX-like
Exons: 1
Coding region: 202-816 (204 amino acids)
Source: RefSeq, a predicted model, not a curated record
GUCUCAUUACUUUUCUGCCACAACUCGUAUAUUUGAUAACUGUACCAUGAAUUUGUGGUAAGAAGUGACAUCUUUGGAUUUGGCAAACACUUUGAGAAGCACUACUCUACUGGAUGGAACCUAAACUGAGUCUUAUAUAGUUACUAGUGGAACAGGUUCAGGAAUGUUAAUUCAUUUUGUUUUUAUGUGUCACUUCUCAGGAUGAUCAUGAAGGCCACUGUUGUUUGUAACAUCCUGCUCUUCCUGCAUACUUCAAGUUUCAGCAUGUGCCCAUCUCCUUGUAUAUGCACUCAGUAUAGACAUGGUGGUCUGCAUGUGGACUGCAGCUCUCGCUUUUUGAAGAAUGUGUACAUGUCAUUGCCAGAAAACACAGUGAGCCUGUCAUUUCACAACAACAUGCUGACCAACAUCCGCCCUGGACAACUGGACAAACUUCACCACAUUCAGACCCUGAACCUGUCUCAGAAUCCCUGGAGUUGUGAUUGCAACAUUGCGUACCUCAAACAUUGGAUAGAGGACAAUCCUAAUGUGGUAGUGACUGGUGCCACCUGCCAGAGCCCACUUCACUGUCAGAGAAUGCCCAUCAUUCACCUUACUGGCAAUGAAUUUGCCAGUUGUGGAGGUAGGCAGCAUGUUGACUGUCAAAGAUUCUUCACUAAUAUUGUCAUCUUGUUGAGUCUGAUGCUGCUGGUCAUCAUCCUGGUGGCAUGGGCAGCUUCUGUUUUUAAAGACUUGGCCUGGCAGGUGGCUACAAACCCUUACAUAUCUGAAGCUGAUCUUCCCAUGGGUUCUCGUGUCAGGCUGGCAUCUUCUUAAAAUAAACCAUAAGCAUUUAUUCACUUGAA